Messenger RNA from Fonsecaea multimorphosa CBS 102226, 882 nucleotides. RefSeq lists its product as uncharacterized. The record is from RefSeq and is a predicted model, not a curated record. Bases 1 to 882 code for a protein of 293 amino acids. NCBI's taxonomy places the organism in Eukaryota, Fungi, Ascomycota, Eurotiomycetes, Chaetothyriales, Herpotrichiellaceae. Gene Ontology annotation, molecular function: catalytic activity. The transcript has a single exon.
AUGUCAUUCUCGCCUCUCGACCCAGGCAAGCACACCACAACUCUCAAUAACCUGACAAUCCACUACACCGUCAUCGCCGACUCGCCUGAUCUUCCCCCUUUGAUCAUCCACCCUGCUCCGUGGGGUAUCGGGGCGGAGCUAUACAUCAAGGCUUUCUCCCGUCUCUCCUCAAAAUACACAGUAAUUGUGCCAUCACCACGCGGUAACGAUGAUUCGCAACGUCCCUCUUCGGCGCAAGAAAUGUCCUCCCGCCAUAUCGUUGACGACCUGGAGGCUCUACGGACACACCUUGGUCUCGAGAAGAUCCGUGCGAUGGGACACUCAUCCGGCGGCACCAUUGCAUUAGGCUAUGCAAUUACGUAUCCGUCGCGAGUGGAAAAGCUAGUCCUCCUCAACUCCGACCUCUUAGGCUAUGCCCGCCAGGACCGGUCAUUCUUCGAAGAAGCCUUCAAACUGUUCUUCGAGAAUCUGCCCACGAACGAUGCCGAGUUCAAACAAUUUCUCCUGAAGAUCCUUCCAAUGUACUUCGCGCUCCCGGAACUAGGUGGGCCCGCGGAGUUUGAAAGGCUCUGGACCGGGGAACCGAGCCUGUGGGCCUACGGCUCGUAUUAUAGCGCAAACUCAGCUUCCAAACCCGGAGAAGGCGCCCCGGGAGAUGGCAACGCCAGAUGGAACCAAGCGGCGGAACUGGACAAAGUCACGGCCCCAACGCUGGUGCUCACGGGGAGGCAGGAUCGCUGCACGGCGCCCGAGGUCAGUGCCGCGAUUGCCAGCGGGAUCAAGAGAAGCAGAUUGGCGAUCUUGGAGUCUUGUGGACAUAUCUCGUGGAUGGAGCAGCCUGAAGAGUUUUGGACUGUAGUCAAUGGUUUCUUGGAGGAAUAA